AUGCGUGUAGUCCUGGCUACUGUCUUAUGUCUGUCCUUUGUGGCGCUCACUUUGGGUGCUACUGCAGAACAAUGGAGAGGGAGAUCUAUAUACCAAAUCAUCACAGACCGAUAUGCAUUGCCCGCCGGCACGAACAAGACUCAAUGCAACCCGGGGGACCAGACAUGGUGCGGCGGUAACUGGAACGCAAUUCGUGAACAUCUGGAUUACAUCCAGAACGCGGGCUUCACAGCCAUUUGGAUUAGUCCCGUCUCCCAGAAUUACGAUGGCCCACGCUCUCCAUAUGGAGAUGCGUAUCAUGGCUAUUGGAUUGCCGAUGCGACAAAGCUCAAUGAUCGCUUUGGGACUGCCGAUGACUUGAAGGCACUCUCUGAUGAAUUGCAUAAAAGAGGGAUGUAUCUGAUGGUUGACGUCGUGGUCAAUAACGUCAUGUCGACAUCUAUCACUCCAGACUUGUCGACAUUUAUGUUUAAGCAGAAGUCGCAAUAUCAUCCGUACUGUCCAAUUCAAUGGGGCAAUGCGACUAGUGAACAGAAUUGUUGGCUGGGUGAUUUGAAGGUCCCCCUGCCUGACGUGAACACACAAGAUCCCGGAGUUGUAUCUGCAUAUUGUUCCUGGAUUCAAAGCCUGGUUAGCGAGUUCGAUAUUGAUGGGUUGCGCAUAGACGCCGCGAAGCACGUAAACAUGGAUUUUUGGCCCACCUUUUGCAAGGCGGCUGGUGUUUUCUGCAUCGGUGAAGUGUUUGAUAAUGAUAUGAGUCAGGCAGCACAAUAUCAAGGACCCGAUGCGCUCGAUUCCAUUCUCAAUUAUCCUAUGUAUGGAGCGCUGGUGAACGCUUUCGCCAUCCCAGGUCAGCGCAACGCCAGCGCAGUCACCGAUGCCAUUACUCAGUCGAAAGCCUUGUUCAAGUUCCGCAAUUUUUUGGUCAACGGCACUACUGGCUGGCUCAAAUCCCAGGCAGAGGUUUUAACAACAGGUCCAUACGGUUUAGCCAUCAUGAAGGGUCAAGUUGUGACCAUCCUCACCAAUAUCGGCUCGCCUCCUCAAAACGCUAGCGUAGCGGCCUACACAACAUUCCAUGAUGAAACUGCUGUCACGGAUAUCCUCUCUUGCGCUGAAUACGCCGUCGGCAGCAAUGGCACGCUGGAAAUUUCGUAUAUCGAGGGUGGGGCGCCCGCGGUGCUCAUCCCAAACAAUUUGCUGCGCGAUUCUAAUCUCUGCGGAUUUACCACGAGUUUUGAUGAUGGAGAAGGCGCAGCGCAGGCCGCGUCGAGCGCGCGAGUGGAUGCGGGGCAACUUUCGUGGAGAUCGUGGGUUUCUCAAGCGACACUGCUGAUUCUUGUUGGCGUGUGUACCUUCUUAACAUUAUAG
Molecule: messenger RNA, 1371 nt
Organism: Fibroporia radiculosa
Lineage: Eukaryota; Fungi; Basidiomycota; Agaricomycetes; Polyporales; Fibroporiaceae
Exons: 11
Coding region: 1-1371 (456 amino acids)
Biological process (GO): carbohydrate catabolic process
Molecular function (GO): alpha-amylase activity; calcium ion binding
Source: RefSeq, a predicted model, not a curated record